AUGUCUUCAUUCCAGCUAGAUACAGCGGACCAUUUGGUGCGCGCCGCGCACCGCCGCUACAUCCCUCAUGAUAUCGACACCUGCAUGGAAUACGGCUUCGUAUACGCUGCGAAAAUAGGCGGCGUGCACGCACUCCUCGAUUUCUGGGUUGAAUUCAUCGUCGAAUUGGAGAUUCCCGCAAAGGCACUUCGUUAUUGGCGGCAAGCUCGAAUCUUGUGCCAAGUAAUCGAGUUGGGUUACGCAAAGUCGGGUCGUGCCAGCAGAAGUCAAGCCUUCAGGUGGUUCCAGGGGCACCGAUGGAUAAUUGAACCGUCACUGGGGGUUCCCCAGGCUGUCGAAGAGGGUGAACAGGCCACUAUUGCGCGCUUCAGUCAUUGGACUGGAGUUCCGGACGCUACUCGCCCCGACAUGGACGAAAUCAUGGAGACGUGGCCAGCGGCGAAGGCACUCUGCUUCAACCUGUGUGAACAUAUCUUCUGCCAUAUCGCAGUCAUACCUCCAACAGAUAUCUGGGUCCAUUUUGGGUUCUGCGUCUGCAGAAAUAACGACGAGGAGAAGCAGCUCAAGGCCAUCUACGAGCACCUCUUCCAACUGUACACAUUCGAAGAAUUCUGGCUCGCCUACGACGACGGCAAGCUUUGGUUCCUCGUCGAUUCCUCACUGCCGGUUCAUGGGUGGCACAGACGCACGGAGCUGCUGGGCAUCUUGCAAGCCCCUCCGUUUUGCGGCUGCUCACAGAUAGCCUGGCUCCUCAAGGGCAUUGUCCUGGUUGACUCCGACACGUUUAUCGUCCAUGAGAAGCAUCAUCCGUUAACAUUGAUGUAUGGGUUCUCCAACGCGCGGUCGAUCGCUGACGUCAAGGAGCUCAAGAGGUUGUACAGACGACUGCUCUUAGAUGCCAACGUCUGUCCGCUGCAACUACACGAAGUGGCUAACGCAGACGAACUGUACGGUUUCGCCAAUUCCACCCUCGGAUUCGGGAGCGCCGAAAAGGUGCUGUUCAGGUGGCUGCUACGGGGGAAAUUGUGGAGUAUGGGCCCCGAGCAGGCUUAUAGCUAUAAUCGAUGUCGUUGA
Messenger RNA from Fomitopsis serialis, 1074 nucleotides. RefSeq lists its product as uncharacterized. The record is from RefSeq and is a predicted model, not a curated record. Bases 1 to 1074 code for a protein of 357 amino acids. Lineage: Eukaryota; Fungi; Basidiomycota; Agaricomycetes; Polyporales; Fomitopsidaceae. The transcript is spliced from 2 exons.